AUGUCGACAAAAAAUAGCGCACCCCCGUCCAUUUUGCGGAAUCCCAUCGAGCGGCGGGGGCGCACUCCGGUCCAGGCGCAUGUUCGCGUCCGCGCCCCGCUCUCCCAGCGUAUCAAGCUAUACCAUAAUCCCCGCUGGAGAAGUAUCGUGCUGACCGGCCUGCCACGGCGGCACCCGCUGCGCAUGCCGUGGCUCAGCACGCGUGUGCGCCGCCAGUCGCCGCUGCGCAACGCCGUGUCCGACGACGAGGGGAGCGAGAACGAAGAGCCGAUGGAUCCAGAAGAGCUCGCGGCGCUGAACGCCAUCAUUAAUACGCGCCGCAGCAUGGCCGCCGCACAGGCGCUCGCGAAACAGACGCAGGCGUCCAAAGAACUCGUGCGGUCCUACUCGCUGCCGGCGCACCUCACGGCGCACACCGGCACGCCGCCGAUGCUCGCACUCCAGGCAGACGCGACACGGCAUGCGUCGACGGCCGAGCGCAGCAUCCGCUUUGCGCCGCUCCCGCAGCCGACCAUUGAGAUCGAGGCGGCAGACGAGCAGCAAAGCGCGCUGUCGUAUGACGACGAACGCGGCUUGCGCCUUUCGCGCAGCAUCAGCACAGGCGCCCUCGGCCUGCGCUCCUCCAUCGAGCGCGCCAGACUCGGAAUCGAGGACGACGAGCGCCGCCCGCGGUCGUGGCGCCUGUCGCGCACCGGCCGCGCACGCUCGCCGAGCGACCAGAGUCCCCCGCCGCGCACGCUCGAGGAAAAGAUGCGCCGCCGCGAAAUGAUCCGCGCGACGCGCCCGGGUGGCACGGGCAUGGUGACGCUCCUCGACGGCGAGCGCAUCAAGGCACGGCAGGUCGGCGACCCGGACCACGAGCGCGUCGUCGGCGAGGACGUCCAGGCGCAGCUCUGGGGCUUUGCCGCGCUCGAGCGCGCACGCUCGCGCGACGGCGAACUGCCGCAGCUGGGCCUCUCCUCCGCCAAGGCCGAAGAGGUGCAGCGGCGGCACGAGAGCGAGGUCGAGGCGCUCGGCGCCGAGGCACUCGCGCACGUCCGCCGCGAGCGGCCGCGGCGCGGCGACGCGGGCACCGUCCCCGGCGACGCGGGCCGCGGCCGCUCGCGGCCGCACAGCCCGGACCAUCCGCGCUCGCGCAGCACACCGGGCUCGUCGCGCAGCCACUCCGAGGCACGCGAUACGGACGCGAGGCUGCACGAGCGCGUCCGUGCGAUCGAUCUCGCACGCAGCUUCAGCCCAGAGCCCGACCCGAGCGUGAGCAUUCCGAUCCCCGAACCCUACCUCCCCCGGCGCCCCGACGCGCGUGGCAUCAGCGUCGUGCCGCUCCCCCAGCUUGGCCGGCGUCCGCAGCGCCCGCGCGAGGGGCGCGCGUGGGCGGACUGGGACCUGAGCGACUCGGACGACGAGUAUACCACCCCCGCGUCGCAGUGGCCCGUGCGUGCGACCGCGCGUGCAGCCGAGCAAGAGGUCGUGCACGGGCGCCGUAUUGCGCAAGGCGCACGGCAGUGGGGAGGCAGCGAUGCGAAGCAUGUUGCGGUGCGUGUCGCGGCGCACGCCGACCAGGACGAGUUCUGGCCUGCGCCGAGUGCGACGCGUCGUAUUGGGGCGCCGCGGCGCGCGAGUCUGUCCUAUGGCGGCCUGAUGUACAAGUAG
Messenger RNA from Malassezia japonica, 1653 nucleotides. RefSeq lists its product as uncharacterized. The transcript has a single exon. The coding region runs from base 1 to 1653 and encodes 550 amino acids. The record is from RefSeq and is a predicted model, not a curated record. Lineage: Eukaryota; Fungi; Basidiomycota; Malasseziomycetes; Malasseziales; Malasseziaceae.